GACGUGUUCUCUUCCAACAUUUGUCUCGUUUUCGUGUUCGUGUUUAAGUAGUUCGUGUUUCUUCAAGUUUUGUUAAUAUUUUUUAUUUUAAAUAUUAUAAAGGGCAGUGAGAAAUCGUAAAAGAAAGUAGGGCUUUAUAACUCAAGCCGUAACGAAUAAAUUUGUUCCAUUGAGCUAAGGUUCCGGGACAGCGUCGAACAUUAUAUACACAAACAAAAAUGAAUAUCCCCAACGAAUACAUUUCGAAAACGGAGGAUGUGGCGGAUCAGGUAAUUCGUCGCGGUAAAAAUAUCCUGCCUACAGUCGCACGUCUAUGUUUGAUAGCGACAUUUUUUGAAGAUGGCUUGCGCAUGUAUUUUCAAUGGAAUGAACAACGCGAAUAUAUGGAUAUGAGUUGGGGUUGUGGUAAAUUUUUAGCGACGGUUUUCGUGCUUGUGAAUUUAUUUGGACAACUAGGUGGCUGUGUAAUGGUAAUCGCUAGAUUUAAGGUCGAUAUUGCUGUUGGUGUGCUCUUCUUCAUUGUAGUGCUACAGACAAUCGCUUACUCUAUCCUCUGGGACAUACAAUUCUUGUUGCGCAAUCUGGCACUGAUCGGUGCAUUACUGCUUGUUUUAGCGGAAUCACGUGUGGAAGGCCGCAGUCUCUUUGCUGGUGUUCCCUCACUUGGUGAGAAUAAACCCAAGAAUGUCAUGCAGCUCGCUGGUCGUAUACUGCUCGCAUUUAUGUUUAUUACACUAAUUCGUUUCGAAAUGAGCUUCCUUCAGAUUUUAUUAGAUAUCGUUGGUUCGAUUUUGAUGGUUCUGGUAACAAUCGGAUAUAAAACAAAAUUGUCUGCACUCAUCCUUGUAGCAUUAUUGACUGUACUCAAUUUGUACCAUAACGCGUGGUGGACCAUUCCUUCCUAUAAACCACUUAGAGAUUUCUUGAAAUAUGACUUUUUCCAGACGCUCUCCGUCAUUGGCGGUUUAUUAAUGAUUGUGUCACUGGGUCCAGGUGGUGUAUCCAUGGACGAGCAUAAAAAGAAAUGGUAGACUUGGCCACGGUGGCUUAGAGCAUCCCCAUGCACAGGAGAGAAAAUUCUUAAUUUUAUUAUUUUAUAUAAAUGUAUUUCUUUUUGUUUCAUAAAUUAGACAACUUUUUAUAAUAACAAGCGAUAAACAACAACCAUAAAAUGGGAGAAAUUAUGAUAAAAGUAAAUAAAAACAACAACAAAUGAAAACAAACAAUAAAAAUAUGGAUAAAUAUCAAA
Zeugodacus cucurbitae (melon fly) is the source of this 1249-nucleotide messenger RNA. It is a transcript of the gene Surf4, whose product is annotated as surfeit locus protein 4 homolog. Gene Ontology annotation, biological process: Golgi organization. The transcript has 5 exons. The coding region runs from base 219 to 1031 and encodes 270 amino acids. Gene Ontology annotation, cellular component: endoplasmic reticulum; membrane; endoplasmic reticulum-Golgi intermediate compartment. The record is from RefSeq and is a predicted model, not a curated record. NCBI's taxonomy places the organism in Eukaryota, Metazoa, Arthropoda, Insecta, Diptera, Tephritidae.